UGGAUCCAUAGAUCUGAUAUUCACUUUUCCCUCUCAAUUUUUUCGUUGCUAUUACCAAUGAUUUACAAUUGCUAGUGGAAUUGUUGCUCUUAUAAUUAUUAUUAGAACAUUUAUAUUUAAUAAAUUGACUUUUUUAUUUGUAUUCAGUGUUUGUUCAUUCAGAGUCGAUAAAAAAUCAACUUUUGUAUGAACCGUUAGCUCAACAUGGUUCUUUGAUCGAUUGUAUAAAUGUGUGAAAGCGUGGUUGAUUAAAAAAACAAAAUCACCUUUAUUGUUAUCAUCAUAGCCAUUCCUUACAUCAUUAUUAUAAACAUUACUUGAUGCCGGUUCCAGUUAAAGAUUUAUUGAUCUACCAAAUGAAUGAGUGAAAGUGAAGAUUUCCAUGAUUUAUGUACUCGAGUUGGCAUCGUAAUUGUGUCUCGACAUGAACUCGUUUCAAAUGGUACCAAAUCAACUCUGUCCAAGAUGUUACAAUUUAUGUGUAAUAUGAUUUGAAAAUAAAUUGGGUCACCUUGGUUUUAACAACAUUUCAGUAAAUCUAUUGGCUGAUACUGCUGUAAUUAAGUUACAAAAAGACAGUAUUGAGUGGACAAAGAUGGAUUAUUAAGCGAAUGUGUAAAUAAUUGGUCAACUGAUUUAGCAAAAUUAACAAACAAUGUAAAGUGUUUCAAACACCCUUGUUAAUCAUCAUUACGAAAGAUAAUGCAAUUUUUUGCAGCUUCAAACGACAAUCAUCACCAACAAUGAUAAACACCAACAGUUAUAUAAUAAUACAAUAAUCAUAAUAUAAUAAGACCAACAAAAACAUCAUCAGAAACAAGCAAUAACAAUUAUUACAAGGAACCAGGAAGGAAAAUAGAGAAUGCCCAGUCCAAUUAAAUCAAAUCAUAUUGAACCAGAGCAAGAUGAUUUAAGAAAGUUUUCUGAAGGACAAAUUGACCCGAGUUGAAUGAUCACAAGUACGAAGCAAAAUCAAGAAGAUGUUGAACAUUUUCAAGACAAAAAGCACCUUGAAUUUCACCGCUACGAUAUGUUUACUUGUUUCGUUAUCCGUAAUUUUAGUUACGGAGGCUGGUCACAAUCCCAAAAUGAACGUUGACUUUGGUAUCAAUUUACCUUCAAUGUCAUUUAAUCUUCCGGGUAUGGCGAUGCCAAAGAUGAGGAUAACUGCCGUUGUUAACAGAUCUAAACCUAAAAAACCAAUGAAAAUUGAACUUCCAGCUAUUAGUCUUCAUGCUAAAUCAUUGGAAGAUCCUUGGGGUCAAUCAGGAGGAAGUGAAUACUCAAGCGGAGGAGCUGGAGGCUAUUCUAGUGAGGGUGGCUCUUAUGGAGGAGCUGCUGGUGGCGGCGGUGCUUACGGUGGAGCUGCUGGUGGCGGCGGUGCUUACGGUGGAGCUGCUGGUGGCGGUUACUCUGCCGGUGCUGGUGGAAGUGAUGGAUGGUCCGAUGGUGGAUCUAAUAAUGGUUAUGCUAGUGAAAAUGAUGAAGAAUAUGCAUCAGAAGGACACUCUGAAGAUGGAUAUGAUGAUGAUAAUGAUUCUUAUGAAACUCCAAAAUCAGGAUAUAGUGAUAAUAAUAAUAAUAACUACAAUUCUGGUAAUAACUAUAACCAAGGAAAUCAACAAAGCUAUGGACAAGCUCCUGCUCAAUCAAAUGGUUAUAAUUCAGGAUCAAAUGCCCAAUCUGGCUAUGGACAAGCUCCUGCUCAACAAAAUAGUUAUGGUGCUCAAUCUGGUUACAAUCAGCCUCAACCCCAGGAAUACGGUAAUCAAGGUUAUAAUCAACAACAGAAUCAAUAUCAUCAACCACCACCUCAGUAUAAUCAGCAACCUCAGUACAACCAACAACAGAAUCAAUAUAACCAACAACCUCAGUAUAACCCACAACCACAGUACAACCAACAACCACAAUACAAUCAAAAUCAGGAAUAUAAUCAUCAGGUUCUUAAAUAUGGUCCACCAAGACCCGAUCAGGACUAUGGCAAUCAAGGAGCCAAUUAUCCACAACAGCAAUCUGGUUAUGGUUCAUCCAAUCAAGGUGGAUAUGGAAAUAAUCAAGGUUCCUAUGGUGGUCAGGGUGAAUAUAACCAAGAUAGUUAUGGAUCUAAUGGUAAUUAUGGUCCUAAUUAUGCAGAAGGAAAGGAACUUUAUGUUUAUGGUCAAACACCCAAAAAAGUUCGCUUCUACGAAGAUAAAUAUGCUUCUUCUGGUUAUAAUAAUAAUCACAAUAAUAACUAUGGUCAAGCAAAUCAAGCUGACUAUUCAGCUAAUGCACCAACUUCAGUGACACUCUCAACUGGUUAUAAAUCACAACCAGCCUCUAAUCAACAGCAAUCACCAAACAGUUCCUGGAAACCAGUGGCUGGUUCAAGUUACUAUGGAUAUCAAUAAUUCAAAAUUCAUCUUGUACUUAUUCUCAUUUCAUUUUUGCUUAAAUAAUUUUAUAAAAAUAUCUGUAAAAAUGAUAAGAACACAUUGUUAUUUGUGAUCAAUUACAUGAAAACUUUCACUCUCAUCCAUGUAACCAAAUGAUUUCUCAUUUACAUCUAGU
This is a messenger RNA of Tetranychus urticae (two-spotted spider mite), 2550 nucleotides long. The record is from RefSeq and is a predicted model, not a curated record. NCBI's taxonomy places the organism in Eukaryota, Metazoa, Arthropoda, Arachnida, Trombidiformes, Tetranychidae.